UCAGAGUGCCCCCUUACAUCAGGUGUGCCCAUCAGAGUGCUCCUUUACAUCAGUUGUCCCCAUCAGAGUGCCCCUUUAUAUCAGGUAUCUCCAUCACAUUGCCACCUUACAUCAGGUAUUACCAUCAGAGUUCCCCCUUACACUAAAAGUACCCCUUUCCAUCAUAUUUCCCCAUCACAGUGCCCAUUUACAUCAUAUUCCCCAUCAGAAUGCCCCUUUCCAUCACAUGUGCCCAUCAGAGUGCCCCUUUCCACAGUAUGUGCCCAUAUUUGCCCCUUUAACAUAAAAUGUGCCCAUCAUAGUGCCCCUUAACA
Molecule: messenger RNA, 314 nt
Organism: Staurois parvus
Lineage: Eukaryota; Metazoa; Chordata; Amphibia; Anura; Ranidae
Source: the annotation of a GenBank genome assembly